ACAAUGAAAGAGAGUUUUGCUUUUGACAACAUGGGCUAUGAGGAGAGCUUUGAAACAGCACCUUCUUCGUCUUCCCAAACACACACUGUUGCAGUCAGUGUUCAGGGCAUGACUUGCCAGUCUUGUGUGCAGUCGAUAGAAGGCCAGAUUUCCAAGGUGAAAGGUGUUGUGAGCAUUAAAGUCUCCCUUGAGCAGAACAAUGCUCUAGUAAAGUAUGUACAGUCGGAAAUAAGUCCUGAACAGAUUUGCCAGGAAAUUCAGGAGAUGGGCUUUGAUGCAAACAUAGCAGAAGAGAGAUCGACACCAGCGUCCGUAAGUGUGCCGUGCUUGCGAGAGGCAGUAAUUAAACUUCAGGUCAAAGGCAUAACAUGCCAGUCCUGUGUCAGCAGCAUCGAGGGGAAGAUUAGAAAACUGAAUGGUGUGAUAAGAAUCAAGGUGUCACUUGGUAACCAGGAAGCAAUUAUUGCUUACUAUCCUUACAUCAUUCAGCCCGAAGACCUGAAGAGCCAUAUCAGUAACCUGGGCUAUGACUGCACCAUUAAGAGUAAAUCAGCCCCUUUGAAGCUCGGUGUCCUUGAUGUAGCACGCCUGCAGAAGACGACCACCAAAAUGACACCAGCAUGUGAAGACAGCGGCAGGGUAUCGCCGGUGGCUGUCAAGAUGAGCAGCACAGCUACAGUACAAAUAGAAGGCAUGCACUGCCAGUCCUGCGUCAGAAACAUCGAAGGAAAUAUAGCGGCUCUUCCAGGCAUACAAAGUAUUAAAGUGUCUUUGGAGCACAAACAUGCUGUUGUACAAUAUAGCCCCACUUUAAUUACCCUGUCAUCUUUGCAGCAAGCUAUUGAAUCCCUUCCUCCUGGAAACUUUAAAGUAUGCCUGCUUAGCAGUUCAGAAGCAAAUAACGGAGCAUCUUCGUCACCUGCUUUGCUCUGUGAUCUCUUCAGAGAGCAGCUAGCAGAUAGGACGUGCACAGCUGUUAUUAGGAUUGAUGGAAUGACCUGUAAUUCUUGUGUACAGUCCAUAGAAGGGACGAUAUCACAGAGGAAAGGAGUGCAACAUGUAGCAGUUUCUCUAGCUGAAAGGACUGGCACCAUACAUUAUGAUUCGACUGUAACUAAUGGAGAAGAAUUAAGAGCUGCCAUAGAAGACAUGGGCUUUGAUGCAUCAGUUCUCACAGAUACCACUACUGGAGAAAACACAUAUCGGUCUGACGCCGGCAGUGCCGCAGUGCAGCCUGAAGCUCCAGAGUCUCCUCGCCAAGACUGCAGCACAGAUGCUCUUCUGGAAAGUGCUGGCCUUGACGUGUCACACCAGCCCAGCGGAAUGACAGACGAAAAGUGUUUUUUGCAAAUCACAGGCAUGACUUGUGCAUCAUGUGUAUCUACUAUUGAAAGAAAUCUGCAGAAAGAAGACGGUAUUGUUUCAGUGCUGGUAUCACUGAUGGCAGGUAAAGCAGAGAUAAAAUACAAGCCAGAGUUCCUACAGCCUCUUGAAAUAGCACAGCUGAUUCAGAAUUUGGGUUUCGAAGCUACUGUCAUAGAAGAUCACACUGAUACAGAAGGAAGUGUAGAGCUUCUUAUUACAGGGAUGACUUGUGCUUCUUGUGUUCACAACAUUGAAUCCAGACUUAUGAGAACUAACGGCAUAUUCUAUGCCUCCGUUGCACUUGCUACUUGCAAAGCUCACAUCCAGUUUGAUCCUGAAGUUACUGGACCUCGAGAUAUUAUAAAAAUAAUUGAGGAAAUUGGCUUUCAUGCUUCCUUGGCUAGAAGAGUUCCUAAUGCACAUAACUUAGAUCAUAAAAAGGAAAUACAGCAGUGGAGAAAGUCUUUCUUGUGCAGCCUCGUGUUUGGUAUUCCUGUCUUAAUCCUAAUGAUUUAUAUGCUAAUACCUGAUGGCGAGCACCACGGAUCUAUGGUGCUGGAACAGAAUCUCAUUCCUGGAUUAUCUAUUUUAAAUCUUCUCUUCUUUGUCCUGUGCACCUUUGUUCAGUUUCUCGGUGGAUGGUACUUCUACGUACAAGCUUACAAAUCACUGAAGCACAGGACAGCCAAUAUGGACGUGCUCAUUGUACUGGCCACAACUAUUGCUUAUGCAUAUUCAUGUGUGAUCCUGAUGGUAGCGAUAGCUGAAAAGGCAGAAAAAAGCCCUAUCACUUUCUUUGAUACACCUCCAAUGCUGUUUGUGUUCAUUGCCCUUGGGAGAUGGCUGGAACAUAUAGCAAAGAGUAAGACCUCAGAAGCUCUUGCUAAGCUGAUAUCUCUUCAAGCUACAGAAGCAACUGUGGUGACUCUUGGACCUGACCACUCUAUUGUCAGAGAAGAGCAGGUAGCUGUUGAAUUAGUUCAACGAGGUGAUAUCGUAAAGGUUGUUCCUGGUGGAAAGUUCCCAGUGGAUGGAAAAGUCAUUGAAGGCAAUUCUAUGGCAGAUGAAUCUCUUAUUACUGGGGAAGCCAUGCCAGUCACUAAAAAGCCUGGGAGCACAGUGAUUGCUGGUUCUAUAAAUGCACAUGGCUCCGUUCUUGUUAAUGCAACUCAUGUUGGGAAUGACACCACCCUGUCACAAAUUGUGAAAUUGGUGGAAGAAGCUCAAAUGUCAAAGGCACCCAUCCAGCAACUGGCAGAUAAGUUUAGUGGAUAUUUUGUUCCAUUUAUCAUCAUCAUUUCAACAGUGACAUUGAUAGUAUGGAUCACAAUUGGUUUUAUAAAUUUUGAUAUUAUUCAGAAAUAUUUUCCUAAUCAGAACAAACACAUUUCAAAAGCUGAAGUCGUACUGCGGUUUGCCUUUCAGACUUCAAUCACUGUGCUGAGCAUCGCGUGCCCCUGUUCUUUAGGCUUGGCUACCCCAACGGCUGUGAUGGUAGGCACAGGAGUUGCCGCGCAGAAUGGUAUUCUCAUCAAAGGUGGAAAGCCCCUGGAAACAGCACACAAGAUCAAGACUGUGAUGUUUGAUAAAACUGGCACCAUCACCUGCGGAGUUCCUAAAGUCAUGCGGGUGCUCUUGUUGGGAGAGACAGCUCUGCUGCCUCUGAAGAAGGUGCUGGCUGUGGUUGGCGCUGCAGAAGCCAGCAGCGAACAUCCUUUAGGAGUGGCAGUCACUAAAUACUGCAAAGAGGAGCUGGGCACUCAGAGCCUGGGCUACUGCACGGAUUUUCAGGCAGUCCCCGGCUGUGGGAUCAGCUGCAAGGUCGGCGGUAUUGAAGCUGUCCUGGGCACGGCCGAGGGGAGCCUCAAUAAGCAGGACACUAGCAGGAGCGGGGACGGCCGAGGUCCAUCAGCUUCUCAUACGUACUCGGUGUUGAUCGGGAAUCGCGAGUGGAUGCGGCGCAAUGGCUUGCAUAUUGCAAAUGAUGUUAACGAUGCAAUGACAGACCAUGAAACCAAAGGACAGACUGCUAUACUGGUGGCUAUAGAUGGUGCAUUGUGUGGCAUGAUCGCAAUAGCAGAUACUGUCAAGCAGGAGGCAGCCCUUGCUGUGCACACACUGAAAAACAUGGGAAUAGAUGUGGUGCUGAUAACAGGGGACAACAGAAAAACUGCAAAAGCUAUUGCUACUCAGGUUGGGAUCAAAAAAGUCUUUGCUGAGGUCCUUCCUUCUCACAAGGUUGCAAAGGUCCAGGAACUCCAAAAUGAGAGGAAGAAGGUCGCCAUGGUUGGUGAUGGAGUCAAUGAUUCCCCUGCACUAGCCAGGGCUGACAUUGGAAUUGCAAUUGGAACAGGCACUGAUGUUGCCAUAGAAGCAGCAGAUGUUGUUCUUAUCCGAAAUGACUUGCUGGAUGUAGUUGCCAGUAUUCACUUAUCAAAGAGAACAGUACGAAGAAUACGAAUAAAUCUGAUUCUUGCCUUAAUUUAUAAUCUGCUUGGAAUACCCAUAGCAGCAGGUGUCUUCAUGCCUGUUGGUCUCGUGCUUCAGCCUUGGAUGGGAUCAGCUGCAAUGGCAGCUUCCUCAGUGUCUGUAGUGCUGUCUUCCCUGCAGCUGAAAUGUUAUAAGAAACCAGAUGCAGAAAGUUAUGAAGCACAAGCUCAAGGCCGCAUGAAGCCACUUACUCCUUCCCAAAUCAGUGUUCAUAUUGGAAUGGAUGAUAGGAGGAGGGAUCCAUCCAGACCAGCUCCUUGGGAUCAGAUUAGUCAAGUGUCUCUCUCUUCGUUGACUUCAGACAAGCUGCCAAGACAUAACGGUUUUGUAGAGGAGGAAAGUGACAAGUGGUCAUUGCUCAUGAAUGAAGAUGAAGAACAGUACAUCUGA
Messenger RNA from Rhea pennata, 4245 nucleotides. It is a transcript of the gene ATP7B, whose product is annotated as ATPase copper transporting beta. Gene Ontology annotation, molecular function: copper ion binding; P-type divalent copper transporter activity; ATP hydrolysis activity. Lineage: Eukaryota; Metazoa; Chordata; Aves; Rheiformes; Rheidae. The transcript is spliced from 20 exons. The coding region runs from base 4 to 4245 and encodes 1413 amino acids. Gene Ontology annotation, biological process: copper ion homeostasis; monoatomic cation transport. Gene Ontology annotation, cellular component: membrane. The record is from RefSeq and is a predicted model, not a curated record.